Molecule: messenger RNA, 883 nt
Organism: Ixodes scapularis (black-legged tick)
Lineage: Eukaryota; Metazoa; Arthropoda; Arachnida; Ixodida; Ixodidae
Product: U3 small nucleolar ribonucleoprotein protein IMP3
Exons: 6
Coding region: 110-658 (182 amino acids)
Biological process (GO): rRNA processing
Cellular component (GO): small ribosomal subunit; Mpp10 complex; small-subunit processome
Molecular function (GO): structural constituent of ribosome; rRNA binding; snoRNA binding
Source: RefSeq, a predicted model, not a curated record
AAACGCCCGUUUGGCUGUGCGUCGAGCGGCGUGCAAGAAGCAACACACGCGUUUCGUGCGUGCGACCCGUGGUAGCGAGGUCUGUACGUUUGUGUCGUGAAUUGUAGUUAUGGUCCGAAAAUUGAAGUUUCACGAGCGAAAGCUCUUGAAAAAGGUUGAUUUCAUAUCAUGGGAAGUCGACAACAACCUACACGAGGUCAAGGUGAUGAGGAAAUACUUCAUACAGAAGCGAGAGGACUACACGAAGUACAACAAGCUCUCGAGGGCCAUCCGUGAUUUGGCGAGAAAAAUUAAGGAGCUUGACCCAAAGAGCCCGUUUCGUGCGAAAGCCACCUCUGAUUUGCUGAAUAAGUUGCACAGUCUUGGCCUGAUCGCAAUCAAGGAGAACCUGGAGAUCUGCGACAAGGUCUCCGCUUCGUCCUUCUGCAGGAGGAGACUUCCAGUGAUCAUGGUCAGGAAUCAGAUGGCCCAACAAAUCAAGAUGGCGACCCAGUUUGUGGAGCAGGGACAUGUGCGCAUCGGCCCGGACCUGGUCACCGACCCGGCGUUCCUGGUGUCGAGGCAGCUGGAGGACUUCGUCACCUGGGCAGACUCGUCCGCCAUCAGGAAACACGUAGCCGAGUACAACGACAUGAGGGACGAUUACGACCUGCUCUGAGUUGUCCUAACGGUGAAGUGGAGCCUUACAUAGUGUGCAUGCACGGAAGCGCUGCUCGGCGUGCACCUCCCCUGCCACACGACCGUGUCACAAGGGCAUUCCGAUGGACGCGAUAAGGCAGGUUCGACGUUUCUCAAACUGCAGAGGCCCCCUGAAAGGACCGUGUGUACUUUCAUCAGCAUGUACAUAUCAAAUAAAGAACGGAGCCAUGUGUUUUGCUUGUGA